This is a messenger RNA of Halteromyces radiatus, 4145 nucleotides long. RefSeq lists its product as uncharacterized. Lineage: Eukaryota; Fungi; Mucoromycota; Mucoromycetes; Mucorales; Cunninghamellaceae. Bases 167 to 3781 code for a protein of 1204 amino acids. The record is from RefSeq and is a predicted model, not a curated record. Gene Ontology annotation, biological process: protein deubiquitination. Gene Ontology annotation, molecular function: cysteine-type deubiquitinase activity. The transcript is spliced from 7 exons.
UUUUUUUUCUUCCCCCUUCUUCAACUCUUCCCCCCUUUUUUUCUUCUUCUUCUUCUUCUUACAAUCUUCAUCCUUACACCUCAAAAUUCAAGACAAGGUGGAAAAUAUAGUGAAAAGAAGUAGUCGAGGAUCAGAAUCACCAUCCAAACGACACCGAUCCGAAGUUAUGACCCACCAAAAUGAUUCUAGUGAGCCUUCAUCUCCUACAUCUUCAAUAGACAUGACUCCAACAGAAAAUUAUAGUCCAUUAUCAGCAAAACGUGCUAGAGAAACAAGUUUUGGUAGUGAUAUUGAAAUAACAAUACAACAACAACGUACUACCGCAGUAACAAUGGACGAAACUGACGAUGAACAACUUGAAAACGCUGUUGCUGGUUGGGACUGUAAUGACAAUGAUAUCUCGACCUGUCUAGAAAUAUCCGAUCUACCUCCUACUGAACAAAUUGAUUACUUGGAGACACUUAAAAACUCUACCAUGAAAGAAGGUGAUACUUGGUAUUUGGUAGCUAAUUCUUGGAUGUCAAGGUGGAAACAAUAUUGUAAACGUAUGGCAAGUCCAAUGGUCAAUACUCAACUUUUAGGUUCUCAAACUGCUCCUGGCCCUGUCGACAAUAGCUCAGUCCUCAACUCCAACAAGAAUCAAUUAUUACCAGAUUUGGUUGAAGGGGAAGAUUACACCUGUGUACCUGAAUUGGCUUGGCUUUCCCUGGAGAAAUGGUAUGGUAUCUCAGUAGAUCCUAUCCCAAGAUAUGUCAUUACCGAAGGCGAAGUCAAUAAAGAAACUAUGAUUGAAAUUUAUCCUCCAACAUUCAAAAUAUAUUUGGCCACAUCAUCACAAAACAACAACUCUUCUUUGGAAAAAUGUCCAACCAUUAGCCUUUCAAGGAAAACUUUGGUGAUGGAUAUGAAGAAUACUUUUCUGAAUGCUUUUGAUUUGGCUCAAGAUGUGGAUUUUGAACUUUGGCGAUUAGAUGAUGAUCUUCCUACCACUCUGAGUUCCACUUCAAACUCUCCUUUCGUUUCUACUUCUGUCCUCCGUGAUGCUGAACGAAUUAACCUUGAUGAAGACUACAAAACAAUCUCCGAUUUAUCCUUGGCUAGCGGCAUCUUGGUCAUCAAUCUAUCUCAAGAUAACACUGAUUCUAUACUAAAUUCGACAACAGCAGGUCCUCUUUCCAUUGGUUACAACAACAAUUUAUAUGGUAAUAGGAACAAUGAUGAUAGUGAUUUUGGUUCUUCUUGGAUUGGAAAAAGUGCACCAGUAUCACGACAACAAGGUAUUUGUGGUUUAUCCAAUCUUGGUAAUACAUGCUUCAUGAAUUCGGCCUUACAAUGCCUUAGCAAUACAAUGCAAUUGACAAAAUGGUUCUUGGCUGGAAAUUACAAAGAAGAUCUGAAUCGGGACAAUCCAUUAGGCAUGAAUGGUGAAAUUGCAGAAAAUUAUGGAUCAUUGAUUGAAAAACUUUGGAGUGGUACAACAGCAAGUAUAGCUCCUAGAGAUUUCAAAUAUACUAUCAGUCGUUUCAAUCCUACUUUUACUGGUUAUCAACAACAUGAUUCUCAAGAAUUGUUGGCAUUUUUAUUAGAUGGUCUACAUGAAGAUAUGAAUCGAAUCCUCAAGAAACCAUAUAUAGAAAUGCCUGAUUUUGACAAUAUGACCGAUGAAGAAAUUGCGAAAACAAGUUGGGAUUAUCACAAGGCUAGAAAUGAUUCCAUCAUUGUCGACCUCUUUCAAGGACAAUUCAAGAGUCGUUUGAUUUGUAAUGUUUGCCACAAGGUUUCGGUAACGUUUGACCCUUUUAUGUAUUUAUCCUUACCUCUCCCAAUACAAAAGAAACGAAAAACUCAACUUGUAUAUGUUCCCUAUGAUCCUUCUAUCACUCCACAACGUAUGACCAUUACUCUUGAUAAGGAUGCAAGCUUCAAGAAUCUCAAAGAUGCUGUUGCGAAACAAGUGAAUGUUGACGAUCCAUCCACGCUCUUUGUGGUAGAAAUAUUCAACAACAAAAUUUACAAGGUGUUCCCGGAAUAUGAACUCGUUGCGUCAAUUGGACUGUCAGACAUUAUUUAUGUAUAUCAAUUACCUGGACCUGUGCCUUCACGUUCUCCUCAUACAAGACGUCAACCGCGCUUUUCAAUUAGAUCCAGACUUGGUUCCUCUGCUAUUGAAUCUGGUGAUACUAUGGAUGAGGAUGAUGAAUUUGAUGGUGAAAAAUGGAUUGUUUUCCCUGCCUAUUGUGCCUCACGACUUGAUACUGAAAAUCAAUAUAACUAUGGUCAAUUUGGUGGACCCGUGAUACUCGCUAUGCAGGCCAAGGAUGCCAUUUGCCCUGAAAAUGUAUACAGAUUGAUUACCAAACACGUGGAACGUUACACCAUGGUGAAACUUUUUGAAGAAGUACGACGACCAUCUCAAGCUUCAAUCAUUGAUGAUGCCAUUACACCCAUGUCACCCGCAUCACCAACUCUUCCUGAAAACGAAGAAAUAGAAGAUGACAAUAGAGAGAGCAUGGAUAUUGAUACUGUGGAUCAGCAACCCAAACUUAUUCGAACAGCGGCUGCAGUGACUGCUGCUGGAGGACGUCAACUUGAACCCAUCAACAACCUAUUCACUAUGAAGGUAUUCUCUGAAAACAACUACAGCUCUGAUCUUGAUGAUCUUAUACCAACAAGCAUCUCUUCUUGGAGAUCUGGUUCUCUCGAAGAUCUUAACGAAAGGUUUAUCAAGGAAAAUGCUGAACGGAUUGAAUAUGAAAAGGCGAGACGAGACUACGAAAAUAAUAGAAACAACAAGGAAUCAAUGGAUGAUACUAUGGAUAACAAUAACGACAACAAUAUGAUUUCACCAAAUCAAGCCUCUAUAGACGACUAUGACAAUGAUGUUGUAGCGGAUGUUGCCUCAGAAUGGAAUAACGAUGAUACAACGAUGACACCAGAUGCGGCAAUAACAGUAACAAACAACAAUAGUGAUGACACCAGUAGCGAGACGAGCUCUACUAGUAGCAUGAUCUUUGAAAAAUCGAACUCUCAGGAUAAAUCGGUUACUAUACAAUCAGCAUCUCCCAUCUUAUCAACGCCAUCUUCUCCACCUCCACCACCACAUGUACCGCCACGACGCCCUCCACCACGAACGGUUAUUAGACAAGGCGAAGGAAUUAUGUUAGAUUGGCGUUUAAAGAAGGCACAAGAAUUAUUUGGUAUUGGUAAAUCACUUGAACCUAUGAAUUAUGGAAGCAAUUCUUGCAACGUAAGCGACGCCGGCUGGAAGGAAAUCGACGAUAUUGCUGAUCCUGAUGCUGAAUCUGAUGAAAAGGAGCGUAAUCGCAAUGUUACACUUAUGGAUUGUUUAGAUGAAUUCACCAAGGAAGAACAACUCAGUGAAGAAGAUCUUUGGUACUGUCCUCAAUGCAAAGAACAUCAACGUGCCACCAAGAAAUUCGACAUUUGGCAUCUACCAGAAAUCAUGGUGGUCCAUCUGAAACGCUUUAGCCAUACUAGAACUUUACGUGACAAGAUUGAUGCGUUUAUUGAUUUUCCCAUGGAAGAAUUGGAUAUGACCGACCGUGUACUUGGCGUGAAGAAUGUUGACUCUAUCGCUAAGGAAGACCGUUUUAUUUAUGAUCUUUAUGCUGUGGAUAAUCACUUUGGUGGUAUGGGUGGUGGUCAUUAUACUGCUUAUGCCCAAAAUUGGCAAGAUGGUGAAUGGUACAAUUUUGAUGAUUCUCACGUCAGCAAAGUAGAACAAAAGGAUGCCAAGGUAAAAUAUAGGAUAAUAUAUUAAAAAAGGGAAAUACAUUGUUAAUGAUUAUAAUUGCUUCUUUCAAUUAGACCAAAGCAGCGUACCUGUUGUUCUAUAAACGCCGAAGGCAAUCUGACAAUUAUGAAGAACAAAUCAUUGAAGAACAAGAAAACGCGCUUGAAGAAGAAUCAUGAUACCGAUUACCUACUACAUAUUAGCUACGUACUCUAUUGGUUAGUGUAGUCUUUAUAUAAAUAUACAUCAAAUAAAUCAUUGCAUAAAACAUUUAUACAAUUCCGCAUCCAAUGUCCUACUCAAAAGCAAUAAUCACUUGAACAAACAUAUCUUUUUUGAUGAUCUUUUUUGGUUGACUUCUCUCUCUCUCUCUCUCGUACUUGGCUCUUAU